CCCGGAACAGAAGUAAACCUUUGUUAUGAUACAUCCGAUCACCAUUCUACGGCGAAUUCCGAGCAGGACGAGCGUUCGGAUCGGUGCUUCCGGUAGCAGAACGAUGCAUCUCAUUCGUCGUCCAGUGCCGUCCCAGAGAUUGUGCACCAAUCGUCCGUCGCAACAAUUAACCCCCAACACCAGGUGGACAGAUCAAUGCAUUGCCGGUUGGCGGUGGCUCAGUUCGAAGAAUCCCAGCGAUUCCAUCCCGACCUCUCCGAUCAACUCGGCCACCUUUGAAGCGGUCUGCUCGGAUACUCUGGAAUCGCUGUGCGAUUAUUUCGAGGAGAUGGUCGAGGAAACCACUUCGCUCAACCAGGCGGAUGUAACCUACAGUGAUGGUGUGCUGACUGUGAACUUUGGACAGCCGCACGGAACGUACGUUAUCAACCGACAGUCACCGAACCGACAGAUCUGGCUCAGUUCACCGACCAGCGGUCCAAAGCGCUACGAUUUCGUCCCGAACAAGGGUACGGUUAACAGCGACAGCGGGUACUGGCUUUAUCGGCACGACGGUGUCACGCUACACGAGCUGCUGCAGGCAGAAGUGAGCCGAAUCGCCGGCCGACAGCUGAACUUCCUUGCCUUGCCCCACGGCCGGCGAGCGAUGGACCAUGAGGACACUUGAGGACAAAGACUGGGCUCGGCCAAACGUUCUACAAUUGAAAAAAGAUAGAGAAUAGAUUUGUGCAUAGGACAGUGUUGAAACCACUGUGAGGCAACCGUUCGUUUUUCGUGUUCCGUUAUUGUUCCAUGAGAUACUUAAGCAACUGACAGCUGUUCGAACGUAAACAACAAAAGCUCAUCUCACGCACACAUGGAAGACGAAAGCUCCGCUCGACGCUCCGCCCUGCAGAGGGGGGCUAUUCAAUGGCAAAA
This is a messenger RNA of Anopheles bellator, 918 nucleotides long. RefSeq names its product frataxin homolog, mitochondrial (gene fh). The record is from RefSeq and is a predicted model, not a curated record. The coding region runs from base 26 to 667 and encodes 213 amino acids. Gene Ontology annotation, molecular function: ferrous iron binding; ferric iron binding; ferroxidase activity. Lineage: Eukaryota; Metazoa; Arthropoda; Insecta; Diptera; Culicidae. Gene Ontology annotation, cellular component: mitochondrion. The transcript has 2 exons. Gene Ontology annotation, biological process: iron incorporation into metallo-sulfur cluster; intracellular iron ion homeostasis.